AUGUUGACAUUGGAGAGGAGAAAUGAAACCAUCAUUACAGAAUUUGUACUUCGUGGCUUUGGAGAGCUCCAGGGGUUACAUAUUCUUCUCUUCAUGCUGUUUCUAAUCAUCUACAUCAUGACUAUGGCUGGGAACCUGAUCAUUGUCACAUUGGUUGUCACUGAUCAGCACCUCCACACCCCCAUGUAUUUCUUUCUGGGCAACUUGUCUUGCCUGGAGACCUGCUAUAGUUCAACCAUCCUCCCCAGAAUGCUGGCCAGUUUAUUAAGCAAAAACUCAGGUGUAUCCGUUAAUGGCUGCAUUGUGCAAUUAUGGGCAUUUGUGUUCUUAGCAGUAACUGAGUGCUAUCUCCUGGCAGCAAUGUCUUAUGACCGUUACAUAGCAAUAUGCCGCCCCUUGCAUUAUUCUGUCCUUAUGAAUUUCAAGGUUUGCCUGCAGCUGGUAGCUGGGUCUUGGAUUGGCAGUUUUGUCAUAGACACAAUAUUGUUAGGUUUUAUACUACAGGUAACCUUAUGUGGUCACAAUGUGAUUGAGCAUUUCUUUUGUGAUUUCAUUCCGAUGAUGAACCUGGCCUGCAGUGAUGCAAGUCAGGUGAAACUGGUAUCGGCUGUUCUGACUUCUAUCUCUACCCUGCCACCAUUCGUUCUGACUAUAGCAUCAUACGUAUGCAUCAUCACUGCCAUUCUUGGCAUCCCAUCCACCACAGGAAGGCAAAAGGCUUUCUCCACUUGCUCUUCCCAUCUCAUUGUGGUGACCAUUUUCUAUGGCUCUCUCACCAUUGUGUAUCUUUUACAAGACAACAAUCAACUGAGAACACUCAAUAAGGUAUUCUCUAUCUUUUAUACCAUCUUGACACCUCUGCUUAAUCCCCUUAUAUACAGCCUGAGGAAUAAAGAGGUGAAGGAGGCCUUAAGGAGAGCAGCCAACAAAUGUGCUAACUGUAUAAGAGUUCAUUGA
This is a messenger RNA of Podarcis muralis (Common wall lizard), 957 nucleotides long. Its product is annotated as olfactory receptor 6B1-like. Gene Ontology annotation, biological process: G protein-coupled receptor signaling pathway. Gene Ontology annotation, molecular function: G protein-coupled receptor activity; olfactory receptor activity. The record is from RefSeq and is a predicted model, not a curated record. Gene Ontology annotation, cellular component: membrane. Lineage: Eukaryota; Metazoa; Chordata; Lepidosauria; Squamata; Lacertidae.